Purpureocillium takamizusanense is the source of this 4732-nucleotide messenger RNA. It is a transcript of the gene GDE1, whose product is annotated as Glycerophosphodiester phosphodiesterase. Gene Ontology annotation, molecular function: glycerophosphocholine phosphodiesterase activity; protein binding. Gene Ontology annotation, biological process: glycerophospholipid catabolic process. Bases 1101 to 4307 code for a protein of 1068 amino acids. Lineage: Eukaryota; Fungi; Ascomycota; Sordariomycetes; Hypocreales; Ophiocordycipitaceae. The transcript is spliced from 3 exons. The record is from RefSeq and is a predicted model, not a curated record.
CACCAGACGCACGCAUCAGCUCAGCUCUUUUCCACCCCGAAAAAUCUCUUUCGCUUCUUCGGUCUUUCGUCACGAGGAGGGGAAAGGAAAAAAAAAGUGGACGCGAGUGCAGAUUUAUUUUGCCGGCAAUGUGUCCAGCCUCGUCGUCGCCGUGAGCUGCCUCUGCGCAAGCAGCGCUGCGUCGAAGCAUCAUCGUUCGGACGUCUGUCGAACAAAGAGCAAAAAAGAACAAAAGUUCGCCGCCACCCCCGCCGCUGCCUGCCCGCGCGCCCGCUUUGCAGACCUUGUCGUGCUGCUGCUGCUGCUGCUGCUUGCUGCGGCACUGUGGCUCAGGCACGGUCUCACGAUACUUUCAAUUGGCGCUGGUUAGGGCUCUCGCUUGGUAAACAAGCUCUGCCGGCGGGCUGGACCGGUGGACGGACUACUACUACGUACUGCCCGGUCGUCUGGACGGCAGGCAAUUCAACCUGGGGAACUCGGACACACAAAAACAGAUCACGCGACCUCGUCGCCCUACCGACCUUUAUUAUCGUCGCUCCUCCGUCGUUUCGACACGUUCCAGCUCAUCCCCUUCUCUCUUCCCCCCCUCUUGCUUCUUCUCAUCGGUUCGUCGGCGGCGUCGAGGCACCUCGUCUCGCCCCAGCGCGUUCUUGGUUGCCGUCGCCGCGCGACUCAGUCCUGUAUCCUCAGCCCCCACAGCACCCCAGGGCCAGUGCACCUGCACCAUGAAGUUUGGACGGAACCUCCCGCGCAACCAGGUGCCGGAGUGGGCGUCGUCUUACAUCAACUACAAAGGCCUGAAGAAGCUCGUCAAGGCCGCGGCGGACAAGGCUCGUAACGGAGAGGCAGUAGACCCGGCAGGUGGGCGGAACCCCCUGUUGACCGCAUCUCGUCAACAUCCCCCGAGGGGCUGGACCCUGAUCCCCUAACUCAACCCUGCAGAACUCUUCUUUGCCCUCGACCGCAAUCUCGAGGAUGUCGACUCCUUUUACAACAAGAAGUAUGCUGAGGCGUGCCGUCGCCUCAACAUAUUGCACAACCGCUAUGGCAGCGUCCCUGAUGUCGUAGCCACUCUCGACCAGGACGAGGUGGAGGAGGUCAUGGGCGCUCUGCUCGAACUCCGAGCGCAAUUCAGAAACCUUCAGUGGUUUGGCGAGAUUAACCGCAGGGGCUUCGUCAAGAUCACCAAGAAGCUUGACAAGAAAGUCCCCGGCAUCUCGUCCCAGCACAGCUACAUCUCCACCAAGGUCGACCCCAAACCCUUUGCAAAGGACGGCAACAUCUCGAGGCUGCUCAACGACAUCAACCGCUGGCUGUCCGUCCUCGGCGAUGCCCAGAACUUGGAUGACUCCAAGUCGGAUCGCUCCACGCGUUCCCUGGGACGAGCCUCCGCAAAGGCCAUGCUGAACCUGCCGCAGGCGCAGCUCGACGUCCUUGAUCAGGCCGUCCGCACUGGUGAAGUCGAGGCGCUCAAGGCUGGCUUGGCUGAGGCGACGGUUGGGUCAGACUUGCAGAUGCAGAGUCUGCUGCUCAACUUGCUCCAACGCUCCAUCUCAGCCCGCUCGAGGAAGUGCAUUGCGCAUCUCCUAUCGCAGCUGAAGAGCCUCGACGAGCCGGACGACAUCAACGGCCGCAACUGCAUCCACCGUCUCGUCAUCCACAUUGGAAGGACCAAAUCCUCGCCUCAGGACGACGAUAGCGUUAGCGCAUAUCCCGUCCCCGUCGGGUCUCACUUCACCAACAAGCAUCUGCAGCCGGCGGUGUCGUCUACCGUCCCGGUCAAGGCCAUCAACACCAAGGAGUCCAAUCUCUUGAGCCAGGAUGACGAGGCCGUACAGCUACUCAUCUUUCUAUUGGAUCAGCUCAGCCCUGACCAGAGGAUUGCACUCAAGAGCCGGGAUUCGUUUGGUCGCCUGCCCCUGCACUAUGCUGCCCAAUUCGGAUUCGUUAUCAUCUGCCAGAUCAUCAUGAAGAAGAUGCAAGACUGGAACCAGUUUGAUUCUAAAGACGGCAUUGACGCCCCCGAGUGGCAGGACCUUGAGGGCUUCGCGCCGCUGCACCUCAGCGUCAUUGGGGGUCAUCCCUUGACGACGCAGGCUUUGCUCCAGGGCGAGAACUGGCAAGGAAGCAGCGAGGCCAAGGUCCAGCUCCGGAAGACUGUGCCCAAAUCGGGCGCGGUCCUGGCGCUGGCCACAAAGUCCAACUAUGAGCCCAUUGUCGAGAUGCUGGUCAAGGCAGGUGUGGACAUCAACUGGACCGACAAGACGGGCGAGACGGCGCUGCACGUCGCCGCCAGGUUCAACCACGUGGGCUGCGCUCGGAUCAUUGUCAAGGGGAGCGCGUCCCAAAAGGCCGACCUCGAGAUUGCCGAGAAUUCCUACUCGUGGACGCCCCUGCACGUGGCUGCCGUCGACGGCUCCAUCACUGUCGUGCAGCUCCUGAUCGAUAGCGGCGCAGAUGUGUCGCGCCCGGACGCCUCCGGCUGGACUGCAAAGGAACACGCGGCGCUCCGUGGCCACAUGGACAUUGCGCGACUGCUCGCUGCGCACACAGACGAAGACGAAGCCGCCUCGCGCGUUGCCGCCGGGAUGCAGCAGCCCGGCAACUCGCCCGAGAACUCUUCCAUUGAUGAGCGACGCUCUAACGGGGCGAACGCCAACAGCGGUCCCCGGCCAGCUGAGCCUGUCAAGAGUUUCGGUCACCGCUAUCUGACAAACGAAAGCCUGGUGCUCGUCAGUCUCGGGUCGAUGGACAUCCGCAAGACGACGGAUGCCGUCCACCUGGACCGUGUCCCUCUCACCGAGGCGCACAACACGCAGCUCGACACAGCACUUUCCGUAGUCAUCAGCGCCAACGGAGCUGCGGGCGAGGCGACGGUCGUUGAUCUGCCGGUCCAUGAGAGCAUCGCGACGGAGCCUGUCGUCUUCACGACGCAGGAUGCCACCAGCGUCAAGCUGCUCUUCGACAUUGUCCCGACAUACUCUGGAGGAAGCGGAAAGAACAAGAUCGGGCGCGCCGUGGCACUGCUGUCAUCUAUCAAGCCGACGUUAGGCACCCAGCGGAUGAACCUCCAGGGCGACGUCUGCGUUCCCAUCAUGUCGAGCAAUCUCGACGUCAUCGGUACCGUAAACUUCAACUACGUCGUCAUCACGCCCUUUCACCACCCAAACAUGGAGAUCACGUCGCGGCAGACGUACUGGAAGAAGAUGUCGUCGACGAUGCUCAUCGGUCACAGAGGCCUCGGCAAGAACCUGACUUCCAACAAGUCUCUGCAGCUCGGCGAGAACACGCUGCCCUCUUUCAUCGCAGCGGCCAAUCUGGGUGCCCAGUACGUCGAAUUCGACGUGCAGCUCACCAAGGACCAUGUGCCCGUCAUCUACCAUGACUUUCUCGUCAGCGAGACCGGCAUCGACGCCCCCGUCCACACGCUCACCUUGGAGCAGUUUCUGCAUAUCAACCCCGAUAAGGGAAGGGAUAGAAUCCAUCAUAGCGGGCCCAAAGUUGCCAACGGACGCACGGUUUCGCCUCGGCCAAGAAGCCACAGCUUCACGCCCAAGCGUUCACAGUCCAUGGGCUACGCCGGGAGCGGGCACGCGGAGAUGGAGGAGCGCAUGAAGCACACUCGGGACUUCAAGGAGAAGGGCUACAAGGCCAACUCCCGCGGCAACUUUAUCCAGGCUCCGUUUGCGACGCUGGAGGAUCUUUUCCGCAAGCUGCCCGAGGAGAUUGGCUUCAACAUUGAGAUGAAGUAUCCCAUGCUGCACGAGAGUGAGGAGCACGAGAUGGACACGUACGCGGUCGAGCUGAACUCAUUCUGCGACACGGUGUUGUCCAAGGUGUACGACCUGGCCGGAGAGCGCCACAUCAUCCUCAGCUCCUUCAACCCAGACAUUUGUCUAUGCCUCAGCUUCAAGCAGCCGUCGAUUCCGAUUCUGUUCCUCACCGACGCGGGGUGCAGUCCGGUCGGCGACAUCAGAGCGUCUUCGUUGCAGGAGGCGAUUCGGUUCGCAAGCCGCUGGAAUCUGUUGGGCAUCGUGUCGGCGGCAGAGCCGCUCAUCAACAGUCCGCGGUUGGUCAAGGUGGUCAAGGAACUAGGGUUGGUGUGCGUCAGCUACGGCGUGCUCAACAACGACCCAGCCAUGGUACAGCGACAAGUCAAAGAGGGCAUCGACGCUGUGAUUGUCGACAGCGUCCUGGCGAUUCGCAAGGGCCUGACGACGGCUGAGUCGGCCAGCGGAGAGCAAACACGAACGGCAACUACUCCCGAAUCAGAGGAGGGGCUCAAGACGUUGGAAGAGGGGCAGUGAUGUGCAUACGAAGUAUUUGCUUGCAUUUCUGGAGCGGGAGCCUUGGAGGAAACGUCUUUUCCUCGGGCCUAAUACAGCAUACACUAGCAGCAUGUGAUGAGCAGGGACCGGCUUUUUGCAAGGGAGACAUUUUCGCAGUAGCAGGAUUCGUUAGACGGCUGAAUCUGUCUGAGGAAUCCGUGUUGACGGCGAGACGACACUCCAGGUUGACGGAUUCAUCAUGUAUCUCGGAGCUGACGGACACAACAAUUCAGCGGUUGCGGACCGCGAGACAGGGACUGCACCUGCUCGCCGGGUCACGCACAAUGACUCGCCCCCUUGUUGAUUCUCUUUUCCCUGGUGUUUCGCUAACGACAUGCUGCUCGCCAGUUGCUACGUAGCCACCGGGUGGGUAUCGAGCCCCAAGUCCCGUCACCUGAUGCGAU